GAAGACUUUCACAAUCUCUCCUAAAGUCUUCAUCUUCAUAUCAACUCUAAAUCUCAGAUCAAUGGGUUGCUUUUCCAGUAAAAGCCUACACCUACCAGUGAAGAAAACCAUACUUGACAAACCAACCGAGGACAUCAAGAAGCUUUUCAUCUUCCAUGAGAAACUCGGUGAAGGGCAAUUCAGCAUCACUCGCAAAUGCGAGGAGAAGUCUACUGGUAAGCUCUACGCCUGCAAGUCCAUACUCAAGACGAAGCUAAAGAGUAAAGAAGAUGAGAUCUCUGUGAGGAGAGAGAUCCAGAUCAUGAAGCAUUUGUCUGGACAACCAAACAUUGUUGAGUUCAAGAGUGUUUACGAAGACCAAGACUCUGUACACUUGGUGAUGGAACUUUGUGGUGGUAAAGGCUUAUUCGACAAGAUGGCUAGUUCUCAGGGGCAUCCUGAGAAAGAUGUUAUUGGAAUCAUCAGGCAGGUUGUGAAUGUUGUGCAGGCUUGCCAUUUCAUGGGUGUGAUGCAUCGUGAUAUCAAGCCUGAGAACUUCUUGUUUUCGAGUAACGAUGAGAAUGCUAUGCUCAAAGCAAUCGACUUUAGAUGUGCUGUCUAUAUAGAAGAAGGAGAAAUACACAAUGAUCGCGUUGGGAGUAGUUAUUAUGUUGCUCCUGAAGUACUCCACGGAAGUUAUGGGAAAGAAGCUGAUAUAUGGAGUGCAGGGGUUGUUUUGUACAUCCUUCUAUGCGGCCAACCUCCCUUUGUGACCAAACCUGAGGAACAGAUGCUCUAUGAGAUUCAGAAUGCUCCAAUUGAUUAUGAGAGCCAUCCAUGGCCCUGUAUAUCUUCAGCGGCCAAAGAUCUUGUCAAGAAGAUGCUUAUCAGGAACCCCAAGAAACGAAUCACUGCUGCAAAGGUUCUUGGACAUCCUUGGAUCACAGACGUAGAAGCUUCUGAUAAGCCUAUUGACAGCGUUGUUUCAACACGUUUGAAACAAUUUGGUAACAUGAACAAGCUCAAGAAGGUAGCUCUUAAGGUUAUGGCAAAGAAUCUAUCGGAAGAGGAAAUCAAAGGUCUUAAAACAACGUUUAGUAAUAUUGAUACAGAUAAAAGUGGCACAGUCACUCAUGAAGAACUCAAAAGAGGGCUAACUACACUUGGCUCUAAAGUCUCUGAAACCGAAGUGAAGCAUCUCAUAGAAGCCGCUGAUGUGGACGGUGAUGGAAUAAUCGACAUAGACGAGUUUAUCUCUGCGAUGUUGGAUAGAUUCAAACUGGACCAAGAUGAACAUGUUCACCAAGCAUUCCGACACUUUGACAAAGACAACGACGGGCGAAUAACGAGGGAUGAGUUGGAGAUAGCAAUGCAGGAGUAUGGUGUCGGAGAUGAAGAUAGCAUCAAACAAAUUACAUCAGAAGUUGAUACCAAUAAUGAUGGAAGCAUAGACAUCGAGGAAUUUUGCACAAUGAUGAGAAGUACAAGGACAUAGACACAAAUGAAAAUUAUUCCGGUCAGUUGAUCAUAUGUUGUUCUUGUGUUCACCCGAAAUAACAAUUCAGGGAAGAAGAGAUUAUUAACACCUGACCUGAUUAAACCGAGGUGAGAGUAGUUGAUCUUGAGAGUUGAAACUUCGCUCCUUGCAAGCAAUCCCACUUGUAAUUUUAUUUAGAAGCUUAUCAUAUAAAGAGUAAUGUAUUUUCCUUAAAAGUGUGUGUAAGGAAUUUAGUAUGGUCUUAUAUUUAAGGUAUGUUCUUAACAUAGUUUCCAU
Eruca vesicaria subsp. sativa (arugula) is the source of this 1753-nucleotide messenger RNA. The record is from the annotation of a GenBank genome assembly. NCBI's taxonomy places the organism in Eukaryota, Viridiplantae, Streptophyta, Magnoliopsida, Brassicales, Brassicaceae.